CUGUCUCUGUGAUCAGCUUAACUCUCUGCGGGGAGUAGGAGAGUUAAUCCGAAGAUCACCUGCUAGGAUCAGAGAAGAUGCACGGAGUCUUAAGGAGUCAAGGUGACAUUCACGGGUACUUCGUCAGAUUUUUCCGAUAUUAACCCUCGCCUCUAAGUCCAUCCGAGGCAGACCUACCCCGCCGGCUAGCGCUACUCAGUUCACGUCGUCUCGUCUGCUCUCCACCCUGACUUUAAACAGUCGCCUCGUUCACACUCCUCGUCAAUAAGAACAAACUAAUCUGACUGCACUUCCGUUUAGGGAAGAAACCACAAUUUCGGAAGUAUCUACAUUCGUAAAUUUAUUUUGUGUGUGCAUACGAACGAUGCAGAUUACAAUGAACUGACCACCCAAAGCGCGAAGAUUCAUGGGAUUCUUAGAUGGCUGAGAGCCAUGACCAUCUAGAUGACAGGCGGAUUCGACGUUAAGCGACGAUGAGUCGUCAACUUGCGUUGACAGGUCCGCACGGAAGAGUGAAGUCGGAGGAGUGCAUCAUCUUGCUUCCAGAAGACGAACCCAGCGUCAAGCCACGUGCAUGUCGGGCUAGUCGAGUCCGCUGUUCCUGAGGGUGAGGGAGUGCCGAGCAGCGACCAAAGUGGUGUUGGCAUUCUUCUUCGGAGCCAUGCACACGACGAAAAAAUAUCGCUGGACUCCUGUGAUGACUUGGUUUAUUUCGUAGGCAAAAAUGAGCAAGAGUUUGUGGGCCGGAAGUCAUUGCUGUCCGCCAUUUCGCCUGUGUUCCAAGCCAUGUUUUCCGGAAACUGGAAAGAAGCAGACGGCAGACUGACGAUAUCCCCUGAUAUCAAUCCAGACAGCUUUAUUUUUCUGCUCAGAUACGCCGCCGGCGAGAAAAAGCAAGAACUAGACGAUGAGUCGGUGUGGACCGUGCUGCAAGUGGCUGACAUGUAUCAAGUCGAGGCGCUGAUCGAGGCCUGCUUCCGCUUCCUGCUGGUGGGUCACGGCCGUUGCGACGAGGCCCGGCACCUGUGCGUCGUGCUGGAACUGACUCACCGCCUGCACAGACCCACCUGGCGGCGCAGGUGUCUGCGACUCAUCUCGACCCGCAAGGCGGCAAAGGUGCUGGGCAGCAAGUCGUGCCUGAAGGAGUUGUGCCGAGAGUGCAUGCUAGCACUAGUCCAGGCCGAAGACAUGCACGUCGACGACGAGGUCCUAGUGCUGAAGGCCGUGUGGACCUGGGCCAUGCAGGCCUGUCGCAAAAAUCGACAGGUGAAGGUGAGGCGCAGCGAGCUACGGGAGUCGGCCGGUGAUCUAGUCUAUCACGUUCGCUACCUGUCCAUCCCUCGCCGCCAGCUGACCAAUCUCCUGCGGUUCGAUGCCGGACCCUGUCUGCUGACUGGCUGAGGAAAAAUAUAAUUUGCUAGUGAACGACGGCUCGCUCUUUCCCCCACCGUUCGAGUGGCACGCAACUCCACGGACGACAGUGACGACAGCACGCACGAGCGCGGUCUGCGCACGCUGGACCUCCCUCACCGGGAGGUCCAGAAGUGUGGACCCCGGGGUUACGUGUGUACGGCACUGCUGGCCCUGCUCUUCCUGGCGCUGUUGUUCACCUUCGGAUUCCCCAUCAUUCCUGCCGCCGUCGUUGCCUUCAUGUAUGGAGCGGGCAACGGUACUGACCUCUUCCAGCACAAGCACGGCAUGUAGUAGAUGUUACUGAAGCCGUUACUCCCAUGUGUUACCUGCUGGCUCUCACACCUAUUCGUGGACUUUCACGUGUGGCACGAUAGAGAAAGACUUAAAUGCCUUCAGAGCGCAGACUCGAGUGAUAAAAACAAAAAAAAAUCAAAACACACAUGCGUAAAAGGAGGUCAGAGGUGUAGUUAGGAAGUGUAACGCCAGGAUGGGUGGAUUAAAAGAUAAGGAGGUAUGACGCCACAUCUCACCCGGAUAAGGGUCAACUAUUUUAAGAAACCUUAAUCUCCUUCUGACACUGAUACCUUUAAUGUAUUUACCUAACCCUACUCCCAAAUGUUUCAGUUUGGUUAUCGUUCUUUCUCAUUCGAGCUUGGUGGUACUACUGGGUACAGAAAGGGUGUUAGAAUCUGCCCCUUGUGGUUAUAUAUACGUGUACACAUAUUUAUUUGGACAUAUGUCAUAUGAUGUGGCUUGGCAUUACAAAUAAAUUCUGAAAAAACAGA
Molecule: messenger RNA, 2198 nt
Organism: Pomacea canaliculata
Lineage: Eukaryota; Metazoa; Mollusca; Gastropoda; Architaenioglossa; Ampullariidae
Exons: 2
Coding region: 787-1401 (204 amino acids)
Biological process (GO): neurogenesis
Cellular component (GO): cytosol
Molecular function (GO): protein binding
Source: RefSeq, a predicted model, not a curated record